AUAUUUCUUUUUCCGCUCAUGCAAAUCUUUGGGUGGCACCAAGUUUAGUAAAGCUGCUGCUUUUGGGUAUCUAAACGAUUUCCCCUGCCGCCUUUUUGCCUCGGUGCCUGACGACGUUUUUUGGGCUUUGGAAGAAGGAAAUGGCGAGGAGAAAGCUAUAAAUAUGGAGCUGUACAAAGUAUAGGGGAGACGAUUUUUCCCUUUUGUUUCGUGGAAGGAAAGAAAUUUUUGAUUUUGAGGGUGGGAAGGACAUAAAAGUGCGAUUUUUGUGGAGGCCGAAGAGCUGAAGAUCCGGUCUUGGGAUGGACGGGAUGUGGGAUCUCAACAGCACGGCCUCUGCGGCGGCGUCCGCGGCUGGGGACGGCGGAGAGGAGGAUAACGGGAAUCUGGCGGGGGUCUCGUCUGCCGACGCCGAGAACAAUGCCUCCAGCUCCUCCGUGGUCGUCGUCGAGGCUGCCGAUGAGGGGGAGACAGACGGCGGCGCCGGGAAGAUCUUCGGAUUCGCUAUCUCCCGCCGCCGCGAGGAGAGCCUCUCCGCGGAGAGCGAGCCCGGGAUGGUCACCCACCAGUUCUUUCCGUUGGGCGACCAAGGAGACGCUCGACACGGUGGCGGGCCACACGGUAGUUCCUGGCCGCCGCCGCCGCCGCCGCCACCUAGUUCCCACUGGGCCGGCGUCAGGUUCUGCCACUCGACUGAGCGGGUCGUGAUCGGGAAGCCGGCGGAGGUGCCGCAACCGGUGAAGAAGAGCCGCCGGGGACCGAGGUCGAGGAGCUCCCAGUACCGCGGCGUCACCUUCUACCGGAGGACCGGGCGAUGGGAAUCCCACAUAUGGGAUUGUGGAAAGCAAAUCUACUUGGGUGGAUUCGACACAGCACAUGCUGCUGCUAGGGCAUACGACCGAGCUGCGAUCAAGUUCCGUGGAAUGGACGCAGACAUCAAUUUCGAUUUGGACGACUACCAGGAGGAUCUGAAACAGAUGAGCAAUCUCACCAAGGAGGAGUUCGUUCAUGUGCUUCGACGCCAGAGCACAGGUCUCCCGAGAGGCAGCUCCAAGUACAGGGGUGUCACCUUGCACAAGUGUGGGAGAUGGGAGGCUAGAAUAGGGCAGUUCCUGGGGAAGAAAUAUGUUUAUCUCGGCCUCUUCGACACUGAAAUUGAAGCUGCCAGAGCUUAUGACAAGGCCGCGAUCAAGUGUAGCGGAAAGGAUGCAAUUACUAACUUCGAUCCUAGCAUUUACUCCAACGAUCUCGACAUCCAGACUGGCACAACCGAGCACGAUCUCGACCUGAGCCUGGGCAGCUCGGGAUCCAAAAGGAAUAACCUCGAUCAGAGGGACGACAAAAUCUUCAAGGUAGUGGACCAAGGAGUUCCUCUUGGUUUCGAGCCAGAAUGGAGUCGCAACACCAGACUGAAGUUUCAUGAGAUGCUUAAGCUGCCCGAUGAGAAAGAAAGCAGAAGCAACAGAUCACAGAACAUUGGCUUCCUUCGUUCUCCGGUUCGUGUCGAGGCCGAUGAGGUGUGCAAGUACCCACAGCUCGAAAGGAACAGUGAGACAUUGCCGAUGGUCCAAAUCAUACCACAGCAAUUCAGUCACCCUAGAUUUCAUCAAUAUGCAGGCAGCAUCGAAGGAGUAAGGACUGCUGCAGGGCUUUCGUUUCCAGUCGCCGGUGAGCAACGAUGGAGUCAUUUAGGCCAGGGGAAAGGCAGCGGAACUUGGCUACCGGCCGCCGCGCCACCGUCUCACUUAUUCUCGGCCACCACUUCUGCAGCAUCAUCAGGAUUCCCACCACAAAUAGCAACAUUGCCUUCCAAUUGGCAGCAGCAGCAGGACUUGCAACCUUUCGUGAGGCCCAGCUAAAACAAAAGGACACUUGGGUGGUGGGAUCCAUUGCCUCUGCUGUCGAAGAACCCACUUCGGCCAUGUUUUGUUGCAGCUUUCGACCGCACCACUACCACAAGACAUCGACGAACCUUUCGAGCGCGGAUGAUACGGCAUCUGUGGCUAAAAGGGUGGGAAGAAUUGAUGUAAAAGAAUUGGUAGAUUAGAUGCUUUCAUUUGAAGUGGUUCUCUCCUGUGUUCAAAGAAAGGCUCUGCUGCUACGCUGCUAAGCUCAAUGGUGUUUGGUUUUUGCACUUUGCUCUCUGUGUCUUCUUACCUUUGCUUGUAAAAGUCGGUGGCAGUGAAGAACCGGAGAACGGAGAUCAGAGAAGGAUGAAUGAUAGUGUUGUAAACCUACAUAUAUGGGGUUUGUAUUUGAUGGCUAAUAAAGAUUGUCACCUUAGAAAUGAA
Molecule: messenger RNA, 2291 nt
Organism: Musa acuminata subsp. malaccensis (wild Malaysian banana)
Lineage: Eukaryota; Viridiplantae; Streptophyta; Magnoliopsida; Zingiberales; Musaceae
Product: APETALA2-like protein 5
Biological process (GO): regulation of DNA-templated transcription
Molecular function (GO): DNA binding; DNA-binding transcription factor activity
Source: RefSeq, a predicted model, not a curated record